Messenger RNA from Sphaeroforma arctica JP610, 1899 nucleotides. RefSeq lists its product as hypothetical. Gene Ontology annotation, biological process: cholesterol metabolic process; triglyceride catabolic process. The transcript has a single exon. Gene Ontology annotation, molecular function: sterol ester esterase activity; triacylglycerol lipase activity. The record is from RefSeq and is a predicted model, not a curated record. NCBI's taxonomy places the organism in Eukaryota, Ichthyosporea, Ichthyophonida. Gene Ontology annotation, cellular component: cytosol. Bases 1 to 1899 code for a protein of 632 amino acids.
AUGGCGUGUAUCAAUGCAAAGGAAGUAGAGGAGCGUUUAGAUGCUUAUCUUGGUGUAGUGAGUUCUUUCCGUUUACGAGCAGUAGAGCGCAAAUCGAAAGACCUUAAAUUGCUACUCGAACUCGAAAAGAUUAUCAGAGACACAAUAAACCCGAAGGUGAGGGAAAUAGCGAGCUUUAUGCACAAGUUCGACCUUGACGAAGACACUCCGGGGAAUGGUUUUCGUUCAAAUAUAGCGUAUACUCUGAGGUAUCUAAGAAAAGCUGCUAAAAUCGUAUGCGAAUCCUAUCCAACUAAAUCUAUAUCCAGAAUGAUACUACUGCUCAAAACUCAGAGCGAAAUCCUGGAUAUCUCUCUUACAUGUGAGGCCAUUGCGGAUGAAGAACACUUACUGUUCAACGACAGAGGUCUAGCAGAGAAUUUGGCACUAUGGGAAAAGAUAUCUAUUAUCGACAAGACCUGCUUUUAUAGCCAGAUGAAAGCGCUCCACUGUGAAGGUGCCGUACGUGCAACGAUGGAUUUCAUGUUGGCAUUCACCGCGAGUUAUAGCUUCAACCGUGGAAUACUGGGUAGAGAUGUACAGGUAUUGACCAAGGUGACAACUAGUGCCACCUUACCCGUGUACGCUCUCAAUGCGGACUUGCGGGCAUCAAAGAUUGUCACAGAAUUCCAGAAAGGCGAUAUGCUAUUUUUGAAGGACUUCUGGAAUGUAUUCGAAACACUUGUUAUGAAGCACGUUGUGCAGAUUAAAGCCCCGUACGCUGGAGUGUCCCGGCGCUUCCACAUGUGCUCUAGAGAUGACAUCAAACUCUCAUACAAGCGCUCGGUGUCAAAUAUGGAUAAAGAGAGUGAGCAAGAUCUCAGCACACCACUUGAGACCGAGUCAGUCGAAUUCACUGUUCCAGCGCCAAUACUGGAUCAAUUAACAGUUCGCGUGAUUCGUACCCAGAAAAGUUCUGGUACGUUUGAAACGUUGCCGUUGAAUAAGCUGCAAGCAGCUUUUAUGAAUAAGAUACCGAUAGUGUGGAGUAAGGGUCAAGCUCCCGGUGUACCCGUGAUUCCCUCAGCUGAUCAUAUGGAGCGUGCUGCUAAGGAAAGCACUAGCAGACCGGGCAUUCUGUUCCAUAUACAUGGUGGAGGAUUCGUGGCACAAACUUCGCGAAGUCACCAGGCAUACCUGAAGAAGUGGGCUCAGCAAUUAAACGUGAUGGUGGUCAGCAUCGACUACUCACUCGCACCCGAGGCCAAGUUUCCUGUUGCGCUAGACGAAUGCUUCUACAUGUAUGCGUGGGUGUUGCAACACGCCCACCAGAUGGGUCAUGACCCCAACAACAUCUGCAUAUCAGGCGAUAGCGCUGGCGGAAAUUUGACAUUGGCUUUGGGACUGAAAAUUGCUCAAGAGGGAUUACCACCACCUAAAGCAUUGCAGGCAACCUAUCCAGCUGUAUGUAUGAAAAAGGUCCUAUCACCUGCGCGUUUGAAUGCAGCGGCAGAUAUUCUGCUCCCGCUCAGCGUGUUCGCCAUCGCCAUGGGCGCCUACAUCCCUGACGAUCAAGAAAAGACACCUUCAGCCCUUUUAUCUCCUUGGCAUGCCACUGAUGAUAUUCUGAGCAAGCUCCCGCCUACCUAUAUUGUUGUUGGCACUAAUGACCCCUUGUUAGACGACUCGAUCGAUUUUGCACGCAAACUGAGACGGGCUGGCGGUGAGGUGCAUUUGCAUGUGGCCGACAAGGUGACGCAUGGAUUCCUACAACUCGAAGAUACUGGAGGUGUCCAUACUCGUGCAGCAGCGAAGGCUUCACUGUCGCAUCUUAAGGAGAUGUACGCACUGCCAAAGACUAGCGACUGGACCAUAAAACAAACAAAAUACGAGAUGGGCUGGGUCCGGACGGAGAGUUAG